Molecule: messenger RNA, 1248 nt
Organism: Radiomyces spectabilis
Lineage: Eukaryota; Fungi; Mucoromycota; Mucoromycetes; Mucorales; Radiomycetaceae
Product: cyclic nucleotide-binding-like protein
Exons: 2
Coding region: 1-1248 (415 amino acids)
Biological process (GO): regulation of protein phosphorylation
Cellular component (GO): cAMP-dependent protein kinase complex; nucleus
Molecular function (GO): cAMP-dependent protein kinase regulator activity
Source: RefSeq, a predicted model, not a curated record
AUGAGUUUUUCACCGCAUCCUACGCUGACUCAGGAAUACACUGAGCUCAUUGACGAACUGACUAGUUCGGUUCAAGCCAAUUAUCCCGAGGAUAUCAUUCAGUUUUGUGCCGAUUUUUUUAUCGGGAAAUUAUCGCAACAACGACAAGCUUGGUGGAAUCAAGCCCACGGUUUGAUGCAGGAACACCCCUACUCUCUUUCCAUCUACCCAUUACAACCAUCGCCGCCGAGAACAGUGCCCACCUUACAAGAGCCUUCCAGCUAUGAACCUUACAGCAGUGACGACGAUGAAGACGACGAUGAUUUAUUUGCCGCUGAAGCCGACGAUGUUCUUGCGACAGAUCUGCCUGAUUUUUCGAUGCUUUCUGCUUCUUGCAACCGAGGCCGACGUACUUCGGUCAGUGCUGAAUCCAUGACCCCCUCCCAGAAUACCAAUUAUGUGAGAACCGUGAUUCCAAAGACUCCAGAGCAACAGGCCCGCAUUCAGGCCGCCAUUCAAGCCAACUUUUUGUUCCGCAACCUCGAUGAAAUUCAGUACCGAGAUGUCAUCAAUGCCAUGACCGAGAAACCGGUCCCGGGAGCCGACGAAAUCAUUAUUCAGCAAGGAGCUAUUGGUGAUUAUUUCUACAUUGUGGAAUCCGGCACACUCGACUGUUAUAUCAACGACGAGAAAGUCACUUCCUACAGUGCGGGUGACAGUUUUGGGGAAUUGGCCUUGAUGUACAACAGCCCUCGCGCAGCGACCAUUAUCACCACCUCAUCGUGCGUAUUGUGGGCCUUGGACCGCAUUACAUUUCGUCGUAUAUUGAUGGAGAAUACCUAUGAUAAGCGAAAAAUGUACGAGUGUUUCCUGGCUGAAGUCCCGAUUCUGGCCUCCCUUGAUGGCUACGAACGGUUCAAGGUCGCUGACGCAUUGGAAUCGGUUUGCUUUGAAGAUGGCGAUAUCGUCAUUGAGCAGGGUGCGAUCGGGAACAAUUUUUAUCUCAUUGAAUCAGGAGAAGCUAUUUUCUAUAAAACGGUGGAUGGUGUGCAAAAGGAGAUCAAUCGCCUAACUAAAGGUGCCUAUUUUGGAGAACUCGCCCUUUUGAACGAUAGUCCACGCGCUGCAACGGUGGUUGCGCGAGGUCGAUUACGUUGUGCUACUCUGGGGAAGAAAGGGUUCAAUCGAUUAUUGGGUCCCAUUCUCGAUAUUCUCAAGCGUAAUUCUGAAAAUUAUGCUCGCAUCAUGCAAACCAACGAAUUCCUUUAA